GUUUUCAUCGUUUUGCAUCAGAUAUUGUCUCAAUUACAUACAUUUCAGAAAAACAAAUACAGAUUUCACUAUUGUUUCAACGCUCCCGAUUUCAUUUGUUCGAAUUAAAUCGAUCCACGCUUCAUUUUCCAACCCGAUGCCGAAAAAGGCGAAGACAUUUGGAUCAAAAGAUGAUAAUCCUGGAAGUGAAAAGAACUAAAUGAUGGGCCCAGUUCACCAGAGCACUGAUGGUAAAGUCAUGGUCAUAAUUCUAGCCAAGCCAGGAGCCAAACAGAAUGCAAUUACUGAUAUCUCUGAGGCAGGUAUUGGUGUACAAGUAGCAGCACCACCUGUAGAUGGUAAGGCCAACAUGGAAUUGGUUAAGUUCAUGGCCAAGACACUGGAAGUCAGGAAAUCUGAUGUGGUGCUGGAGAGGGGCUCAAAGUCUCACUUGAAAACCCUGGCAAUCACUGGUAAGAGCAGAGAAGAUGUGCUGGGCAUGAUCAGAUCUCAGAUAGAGACAGACCACUGAUGCUCAUAAAAACUUCCUAGGAUUCUUCUACAUGCAGUGUGGAUUUGAGUAGAGGUCAAUGACGUAAUGUGAUCCAGGGGCCACUGAAUAUCGUGAUCCUUCUGUGACGUCAUUUUUCUGUGUGUGGAGGAAUAUAAUGGCGCCUCGGUCUGGACUCAAUACAUCAAUAUACUCAUCCGACUCAAUGUUUAGUCUUAGUUCAAGUUCACCUACAGAAAAAAAAAAGAAUCCAAUCAUUGUCAAUGUAAUGAGCUUAAGAGUGUGUAAAUCACUGUCAUUCUUAUGGGACUCCUUGUUUUCUUUUCAUUAUUUUUCUGCGCUUAGGCAUAUUAUGCUUUUCUCAACUUUUGCAGAUUACUGUUAAAAUGAAAAGCAUAUAUGACAUAUUGUAUGAGAUAUUGUAAGUAUU
This is a messenger RNA of Saccostrea echinata, 920 nucleotides long. RefSeq names its product UPF0235 protein C15orf40 homolog. NCBI's taxonomy places the organism in Eukaryota, Metazoa, Mollusca, Bivalvia, Ostreida, Ostreidae. The transcript has 5 exons. The coding region runs from base 200 to 511 and encodes 103 amino acids. The record is from RefSeq and is a predicted model, not a curated record. Gene Ontology annotation, cellular component: cytoplasm.